UUUCACUAGGCUUUUAGGUUAGUUUUGCAUUUGAUUCAAGUUUGGGUAUAUGUUUGGGAUUAAAAUCAAGUUGUGGGUUACUUUUGGCAAAAACCCCAAAAAACCAUUAGUAUUGAUUGACCUCCGAAUUUUAAAGAAUUAACAUAUAAUUUACAUAUAAUUUUAUGUCUUUAAGUUAUGAAACAUUAAGGUUUACAAUAAACUAUUUAUAGCUAUUUAGCAAAAAAAAAAACUAUUUAUAUAGCUUUUUAAAUCUCAGUACUGAUCCUAAAUGCAAUGCGUCGAUUGAAUUAUAAGCCACAACAAUAAUUUAUGUAUAAACCUGUCCAGUUUUGGUCCGUUUUGGUGGUUUGUUUUGAUUUUAUUUUUAUUGUCUUCAUUCAUCAGUCAGAUUGUAAAAUUAAAAAAAAAAGUAGGUACGGAGACCUUUAAAAAAAUAUGUAUAUGUCAGCGCUAUAACCAAAUUGUAUUUUAUUAUUAGACGUACAAACCUUUAUUUAUUUACCAAAUGCCGACAAAACUUACAAGAUUUUUUUAUAAUGAUAACAUAGACCAAUCUUAAAAUCUACAAAAAAACUUUAAUUUAGAUUCGAGCAACCAGCUUUGGAGGUCAUAACGUUUAAUAAAAUAUGACGCUGGUACCAAAGCUGGGGGUGUAACCGUGUAAGCGUGAUCGAUCCUCGAUGUAUAUAUAUAAAGGAAGAAGAAAAGAAAGCGAAAUAUUUUUCACUACUAGUUUUCGAGAGGUAGAUAUAAUCGCCCUAGCCCAACAUGCAGAGAAUCUAACGUUUCAUCCUUGUUUAUUUUUGUUUUAUAAUACAAACAGAUUAGCCCGAAUAUUAACAAGUUCAUCAAUACAAUAGAACAUAUGGAGACUCCACUUUCAUCUAUACCGCAACUAGUCCCAAACCUCACUUCAGCUACAAUGGUUGAUGGGACGUCCCCACGUGCUAUUGCUCUUGAUACGGAACUACUUGCGUCCGUCCCAGACACUAAGCUUCGCCUCAUGUGCAGCUUUGGCGGCCACAUCAUGCCUCGUCCACACGACAUGGCCCUAACGUACUCCAGCGGCGAGACACGUCUAGUUGUUGUUGAUCGACGCUCUUCACUAGCCUCGCUCAGAUCUCGUCUCUCUAGUAUGCUUCUCAACGGCCGGUCCUUCACACUCAAGUACCAGCUCCCUAACGAAGAUCUUGAUUCUCUUGUAACCAUCACUACCGAUGAAGAUCUUGAGAACAUGAUCGAGGAAUACGACCGCGCGACGUCAUCAGCAACGACGAGUGCAACGCAUCGGAUACGGUUGUUCCUUUUUGCUAACAAGCUUGAGACGGCUGCUACGAUGGGAUCUUUGCUUAACAGUGCAAAGUCGGAGACGUGGUUCGUUGAUGCUUUGAAUCAAUCUGGUUUGCUUCCUCGUGGUUUGUCGGAUUCUGCCGCUGUGAACAACACCUUGGUGAAUCUUGAUGAGGGGACCGGAGGAGAGACCGAAGUUCAAGAACUAGAAACUGAUGUGGGUGGUGAGAACAAGCGAGGAGAUUAUAUCACAAACGAUGUGAUGUUUCAUCAGGAGAUGCAUAUGAGUUCGAUGCCUGAUUCACCUAUGUUGGAACCCACCGGUGGUUCUUCCUCUUCCUCUCCUUCCACUGCUAACUUACCACCGAUCCACGUUAGAGUCAGCGAAGAACAGUUUGCUCAUCAACCAAUGAUGGGGUAUAACAAUGCACCGAUUGAUAAUGUUACUGCCGUAAGAAAUGGUCAGGCUUCAUCGGAUGACGAUCGAUCAGAUCCUAGUGUGAUGGUUGGAUACAAAAAGCCACCGUUGCCGAUGCAACCAUUGCUGAUCCCUCUCCGGGGUGCCGGUGGGUAUAGCUUGGCAUCUCCUGAUUCUAUUGCAAGUGAUACUAGCAUUUCUUCUGCUACUUCAUUUCCGAAGCCGAUGUACUACCAAGACCAACCUCCAGCCAUCCCAAAAGCCCCGAUAACACAUCCUGAAACAACAUUGGUCCAAACCAGUCACGGCAUACCUCUGCAUGAAACCACUUCAGUCCAAACCACAUCACAUGUCAUAUCCCAGUCAGGUACAUACACAACUAUGGACCAACAACACCAACUCCAGGUUCAACAACCUCUCUUACACCAAGGUGUUCAGUACAUCCCUCAUCCAUCACAAUACAUCCCGGUCUACUCUCACCAGCAGCAAAACUAUCCGGUUUACGUAAUGUCCGUCCCGCAAUCUCAACAAUAUGUCCCAUCAAGAACUCCUCCGCUCUGCCCAAACGCAAGACCUGAAGCCGGUCAAAACGUUUACCAAGCUGUUAUAUCGCAAAACCCUCAGGUUCAUCAGAUUCAGCAACAGCAAUUGCAACAGCCUCAACAUCAAUACAUGAGUUACUCUGGAGGUCCUCUGGAGACGAUGUAUUUCCAUGCACAACAUCCUCCUGUUAGCAAUGCUAUUCCAUUGGUUUCUCCGUACCAAAGCAUGACACCUGCGGCAGCCGCAGCCGCUCUAGCUGAUAUGUCCAAGCAGAUGACUCUGGAUAACGACAAAGAACAACAACAUAUUGCUGCGUCUCAACUGCUUUAAACACUAAAUAGAUGUUGCUUAUCACGCAUAAUUU
Molecule: messenger RNA, 2618 nt
Organism: Brassica napus (rape)
Lineage: Eukaryota; Viridiplantae; Streptophyta; Magnoliopsida; Brassicales; Brassicaceae
Exons: 2
Coding region: 869-2584 (571 amino acids)
Molecular function (GO): protein binding
Source: RefSeq, a predicted model, not a curated record